Messenger RNA from Neodiprion virginianus, 501 nucleotides. RefSeq names its product dynein light chain Tctex-type 5-like. The coding region runs from base 1 to 459 and encodes 152 amino acids. The record is from RefSeq and is a predicted model, not a curated record. The transcript is spliced from 2 exons. Lineage: Eukaryota; Metazoa; Arthropoda; Insecta; Hymenoptera; Diprionidae.
AUGAGCUUCUCAAAAAAUUACGCCCCUCAAAAUUCAACCCACCCUCAAACCGCGCCUGUGAAAAUCGCCUCGACGAUGAGGGAAUCGUCGAAUGCACGUCUCUCUCUGUCCAAGGGCCAAAGGCCCCUGAGCAAGGCCUUGUCCCAGCAGUCGAAAAUCGGCAUGAGUACCGCUUCUCUGAUUCCCGGCCACCAAGUCACAAGUGCAACUUACAGAAGUGCGAAGGGAGGAUUCAAGAUUCCGAGGUACCAGAACAGCUAUCGAUUACAUGCCCACAAUCCGUGGAAACAGGAAGUAGUCGACAAGGUUCUCGAAGACGUUAUGACCACCACCCUGACCGGGAUGAAGUACAACCCCGAGGUUUGCAUGAAACUCUGCCAGGACAUGACGGCCGAGAUAAGAAAUCGGAUAUACCGAAAGGACUACGACAGGCGAGAUAUUGCGACGGUUCUUCGUUAGCCGAUUUUAUCGGAAAUUGCACGAAGCGAUUUGAAAUCGUUC